CCUUACGAUCAGUGACAUAAAAUUACGUAUGUGCGUUUGAUGAUCUGUUGUCAUUGAUGACCACUUAUUUGUUGACGCACGUUUUGUAACAUGGUAAGAGAAGGUAGAUGUUGGGAUUACUAGUGAUUUCACAUGUAAAAAUCGUUUUUCUGAAUCAAUUUGACGGUCUGUUUGGUAAAUGCAUCUCAAUUUUGUUUUGGAUGGGGGCUGAAAUGAAAUUACCGUCAGAAGACGGUGACACUUAUCAUAAACGAUGUGGCGGAAAGGUGGGCAAUGACAUUCAGAACUUUGAUUUGCGGAAAACAGCCCAAAAUGAAUGAAAUUAAAUUGGAGCCUGAUUUAGACAGUUUUACUCCUCUGAUGUUUUUAUCGAGUGAACAUCAGUUGCUUGAUAUGAAUGAUGAAGGGCCAGUCACGUUCGAUAUACUGCGGAAUGGAGCUAAAUGUACUACAGAAUUGAUCAAAGUGGAACAAUGUUCAGAUGAUGGAACUCACUCAAUGUUAUCAUUCGGUGAAGAUGAUGAAGAGGAUCAUCCUAUGCCAUUAUUUAUCCCCGUAAUGAAAUCUGAAGUGAAGGAGGAGUCAGAAGAUGAAGCAACAGAUGAGAAGGAAAUGAAUAAUGAAGUUAAGGCAGAAAAAAAUGAAAUGACUCCAGACUGUGUGGAGUGGAUGAACAAACGGGAAGGUGCGUCCUCAACAGAAGCUGACUGUGUGGAGAAUUAUGACAAGACUGUUGCAGUUAAAAUUCCUGCAGAAGUCAGACGUAGAAAGCGAAGAAAUAAUUCUCAUACCCCAAUAAAAGUAAAGCGUCAUAAAUGUCAAAUAUGCAGUAAAGUGUUUUAUAAAAGUGAUUCCCUUCAGGCACAUAUUCGUACGCACACUGGUGAAAAACCUUUCAAAUGUGAAAUUUGCAAUAAGAGAUUUUCAGAAAGGGUGAGUGUCUCGAGGCAUCGGCUAGUUCACACAGGAGAGAAACCGUACAGUUGUGACAUUUGCCAUAAGCGAUUUUCUCAGAGAGCACAUUUGAAUGAUCAUCAUCGCAUUCAUACGGGCGAGAAACCUUUUAAAUGUGAAACGUGCAACAAAGAGUUCUCACAUAAUGGAAAUCUUGUGAAACACAGGCUUCUGCACACAGGUGAUAAAACUUAUAAUUGUGAUGUAUGUCAAAAGAAAUUUACACGUAGUGACACCCUCAGAAAGCAUUCUCGUAUUCACAUGGAAGAAAAACCGUUCAAAUGCGAUGAAUGUGACAAGAAAUUCACAUGCAAAUACACGCUCAAAAGACACUGUUUUAACCACUUAGGGGAGAGACCAUACUUCUGUGAAAUAUGCGACAAAGUCAUCUCGGGAAAUGAUUGCAUCGUACACAGACUUUUACAUAAGGGUGAGAAACCUUAUCCCUGUAACCUGUGCAAUAAAGGUUUUGCACGCAGUUCACAUCUUGCUAGGCACAAACUUACUCAUACAGGAGAAAAACUUUACAGCUGUGAUGUGUGCAGCAAGAAGUUCUCUCAGCGGUCACAUCUGACUGAUCAUUAUCGUAUCCACACAGGCAUUAAGCCUUACACAUGUGAUAUAUGCAAUAAGGGUUUCUCGCAGAGUGGAAAUCUUAUGACACAUAGACUUACACACUCUAUUGAGAAGCCUUACAGUUGUGACAUAUGCAACAAGCAGUUCACACAUAAAAAUGGCCUCAAGAAGCAUUAUCAUAUUCACACAAGAAAUAUUUAGAAGGAGGCAUAAAUCUACAGACAGUUUAUUAAUUAUCAGAUUCUUUAUCAACACUUCCAACUUCAUAGUUAAUGUUGCAUUAGGUGGUUGGAUAGUUUAUAAUGAUGCAAAGGAGUCUGGUCAAAGCCUGUUAUAAGGUAAUAUUUCAGCAUUUGUUUGGAAGAGCUAAGGUAGACCACAAAAUAUUCAUUAUAGCUGGUCUCUGGGCUGAGAUUUGAACCAGGGGAACCGCCCCCCCCCGCCCCCAGGUACAAAGUAGGAGUGCUGACCACAGUAUUCAGUAGCUAUUAAAGAGGGCGCAUCUGAAUGCAUACGAUAUGCAUAUUCUGCGCUGUUAACUUAUUUUUCCCGAAAAGAAAUUUAUGAUGUUUAUAAUGUAAUGUAUUUAUGAACACUGAUACAUUGUAAAACUGUGACCAGACUAUUUGUGCGUCUUCUAGUGUGUCACGAUAAUUGUAAUCCAUUUCAUGAGCCCAAGCAGUGUGAUAAACUGGAGCCAUGGGCUUAAGGGGUUCACUACAGUGUCAGCAAAGCUGUUGUUACAUGCUGACAUCACUCUUGAGUUUUGGCAGCAUGAGUCUAAGCACAAGUAACCUGGACACACCUUAAUGCAUAGCGUGUUGCUGUCAUAAUCAUCAGCAAUCUA
This is a messenger RNA of Zootermopsis nevadensis, 2377 nucleotides long. RefSeq lists its product as uncharacterized. Gene Ontology annotation, molecular function: RNA polymerase II transcription regulatory region sequence-specific DNA binding; DNA-binding transcription factor activity, RNA polymerase II-specific. Gene Ontology annotation, cellular component: nucleus. Gene Ontology annotation, biological process: embryo development; regulation of transcription by RNA polymerase II. NCBI's taxonomy places the organism in Eukaryota, Metazoa, Arthropoda, Insecta, Blattodea, Termopsidae. The record is from RefSeq and is a predicted model, not a curated record.